UCUUGCCUCCACUCCCCAGAGUCGGCCUGAUGACUGUGCAGUGUUCAAAGGGGAUCCAUUGAGACCAGCGGGGUUUGGGGCUCUGAAUCAAAUGAUAAAUGGUGUUGGCUACUCUGAGAUGUGUCCAGAGCGCCGUCCCAGGACCUAACCGCGGCCCUUUUUGUCUCAGGGAAUUAGUGCAAGAGGAGGAGAAACGGUUGAUGGAAGAAAGGAAAAAGAGGAAAGAGGAGAAGAAGAAAAGAGAAGCUGCUCCGAAGAAGGCCACUGAACAGAAAAACAAAGUGCCAGAACCACCAAAGCCAGGUGCAAGCCCAUCUCAGCCUGCUGUCUCCAUUCCUACCGGUACUUCCACGGCAGCCAGCGGCAGCAGUAAUAACACCAACAAUAAUGCCAGACGGCCUGCAGGCAGCCACCCGCAGCCAGCCCCGCAGCAGCCUUCUCCUCGCUACCCACCCCGUGAGGUGCCGCCCCGAUUUCGGCACCAGGAGCAGAAGCAGCUUUUGAAGCGUGGGCAGCAGCUGCCGGGGCUUGCAGUGAACCUGGGGGCCGCACCGAAGCCGGCAGACGGCCUGUCAGGAGGCAGCCCGGCCACAAGCACGCAGCCGGCCGUGGCUGGCGGAGACGAGCAGAGCAGCAGCCAAAAACAAGGAGGCAUGCCUCCCAUUCGGGACUUGGUCAGCCACUCCCCUAACCAGUCAGAUCUGAACCACAGCACACGAGGACCCCACUAUGAGAGUGCUCACUGGGGAGCUGUCUCUUCCAGUAGCGACUCCAGCACAAAUUGGGAGAAAGUCCUCCUAGACGGCUCAGACAAGGAGGCAUGGCCCUUCAGCGCCAACGGCAGUGACACGGAGCUGGCUUCAGAAUGUAUGGACACUGACUCUUCCUCGAGCUCCGGGUCAGAGAAGAGCCUGGCGCUCAUGGCUUCCAGAGGCCCAGGCGCGGAUGGCGGCGUGCUGAACGGCAUUGGGCACAGCUCUCCGGCCACGUUCGUUGGCGGUAGCCACAGCAAUAACGGGAGUGGAGGCGGCUUGAGCCGGCCGUGGGGCAUGUGUCUCAGCGCCGGGAUGAGCACAGGUCAGGCCUCAGCAGAUGCUUCCAAGGGCAUAUCUGAAGGUGGCCGUGGCAGGGGGAACUCUUGGGGCAUGCUCAACCCAUCGCCCAGCGGAGGGCUGAAUCCCAGCACUUUGAAUGCCAGCAGCAGCUGCGGUGCCUGGCCCACGUUGGAGAGCAACUGGCACCCCCUGAAAGGGCCUGGUGGAGGUGGCGGUGGCGGAAGUCAGGGAGGGAGCAAUCCAAGCAGGACCCCUGGCCCCUGGGGGAGCCUCUCGGAGAGCAGCCGUGAUGACCAAGCCAAUGGUGCCAGGAAGGUUUCGCAGAGCAGGCAACCUCAGAACCUUAACCCUGAAACAAAUGGACCAAAUAGUAACACUACUAACGUGAUGACCUCUAGUUUACCAAACUCCGCCGGCUCUGUGCAGGCGAACGAGCCAGCCGGCAGCGACGCAGGGGCCGGGGCCUGGGGCCGGGGCGGCAGGACCUCUCUCCCUCUGCUCCAGACCUCACCGGCACUCAGCGGCCCGUCCGUUCCUCAUGUGAGCAACGGUGAAGUGAAAAUCAGCAGCACGGCUUGGGCGGGCACCUGCGAGCCCACCUACUCCGGAGACCGAAGGUCUGACUCCAACAGCGGAGCCAGCAGCAACACUGUGAAUGCAACUCUAAUGCAGCCGGGGCUCAGCAGGGCUAGCAGCACAAACUUUGAAACCAACGGGGAUAAAGGAGCAGGGGAGUGGGAGGGAGCCGGGACAGCCUGCCCCCCAAACUUGCCAUGGGGGGGCAGCUCAGGCUCCGGGGGCAGCCGGGGAGGCUGGAGCAGGCUGCCCCAAAGCAACAACUUUGCAGACGGAGAGUGGAACCAGAUGCUGAGCAAUCGGUGCCCUUCCGAGAACGGCAGCGGGAGCGUCAGUUUCACGAGCAUGUGGCAAUCCACCGAGGAGGAGAGCGCGAGCACGGAAGGGCAGAGUUCCGCGCCCUCUCCCUUCCCAGAGCAGCACGGCAGGGGAGCGAAAUGGGCCAGCCCGGGGGGGAGCGAAAUGGGCCCCGACAGCCCCCAGGAAAGAGCAGCGGUGGACGAAGGGGCCGGUCACGAGAGAGGGAAAGCUGACCCGUACGCGCUGCUCCAAAGCAUCCUGAACAGGACAGGCUUGGACCCGCGAGUCCUUUCCAACUCCGGCUGGGGCCAGACGCCCAUCAAGCAGAACACCUCCUGGGACAUGGCGGCUUCCCCCCGAGCAGAGAGGAAGGCAGACAACGGCACCGAGGCUUGGGGAGGCCGCAGCUCAGGGGGAGGUGUGGAGAGGCCUGGCGGGAACUAUGGCUCUUCGGGGUCAGGGUGGAGCGAGCCAAAGUCUGCUCUGAGGUGGGGAGACGCCAAGGUCUCCAGCAGCCAGGGGGGCUGGGAGCAACCCGCCCCUUCCGCACAGGCCAAAGGCAAUCAGUCGUGGGCGGCGGGUGGCAAAGACAACAAGUCCUCGCUUUCCCUGUGGAACGAUGGGGAGAAGUUAAAACCGGGGCCGGGAGACAGGCAGAAGGCGAGCCCCGUGUGGACAGGCCCAGCUGUCGACGGCUGGGGGGAGAACUGGAGAAGUAGCAACCACUGGGGCGAGGCGAAGAAGUCCAGUUCCGGCAGCUUGGCGGCAAGCGUGGGUCGGGGCAGCUGGAAGGAACCGAAGCAAAGGCUGGCGCUGGCCGCUGGGGAGGGCAGAAGACCCAGCUCAGGCCCCUCAUCAGGUGGGAGGAGCCCCCCAAGCCGAGCCAAAGCCAGGGCUGGGGGGAGCCUCCGAACCCAGUUUCUCCUCGGAACCUCACUUUUCCCAGGUGGAGGCGAUGCAGACGCAGCCAAGGAAGAGGAACCCACCGGGUGGGAGGAGCCUUCCCCCGAAUCAAUUCGCCGUAAAAUGGAGGUCGACGACGGGACCUCCGCUUGGGGGGACCCGAGCGGGUACAACUACAAGAACGUGAAUUUGUGGGACAAGAACACCCCAAGAGUGGGCGACCCUUCGGACCAGCAAGCACACGGCCCUCCGCAGCACCUGCCAGCCCAUGCAGCACCCGGCCCAGAAAAUGGUGGUGGCAGCAGCAGCUCCAGUUGGGGAGAGCCCCCUCCCCCACCAACCACUGUAGACAAUGGCACAUCGGCGUGGGGCAAGCCUGUCGACACGGGGGCCAGCUGGGGGGACUCCAUCGGCGAUGCAGGUGGCACCGCGAACUGGGGGAGCUUGCCCGCUAGUCAGCCGGCUCCGAAUAAAGCUGGUGACCCGGGCACCGUCCGCAGCCAGGGGCACAGUUCUGCGUUGAAGAGUGGCUGUGUGUGUUCCACCUUGGGAAGACCCCAGAGUCUGCCUGGCCGAGCUGGCCCGGCUGGUGUAGGGGGGAGCAAGCAUGCCCUUGGCAGCGGGUAUCCUGCCAAGAAAGCGGCUGGGAAGGGCUCGGAGGAUGUGGACAUUGGAAUGUGGAACAGCAGCUCAGCCCAAGACGGCGGCCCCGCUCUGGAUUGGUCGUCUUAUGCAAAGAGGCUGCCCCCCAAGGGAACAGUGAAAAAUGGAAAUAAGCAAGAUGAAACAUGGAUCCCAAAUAAACCCACAUGUAAAGCAAGCUGGCCCAUCUCAGCUACUCCAAGGUGGUGCAGGAGGAGACCACGCACAGCAAUAAUGGACCUGCCUGGAGGGGUCUUGCCGGACAAGCGGAUGGAGAUGGAGAAGCACAGCCUGACUGCUGGCGAUUACAGCCGGGUGGUGGGGAAAGGCCCGGCCUCCCGCCCUCAGAUUUCCAAAGAGUCUUCCAUGGAUCCGAGAAUCCCUUGCUUUGACAGGGAUGGCCUUCUUGUAGCAGACGAUCCCCCAAAUGCGCAGUUUCUGUCCAGCCAGAGUGCAAAGCCUUCCCUUUCCAGCAGCACACUACCUAACCAGGCCGUUAGCUCCCUGGCCGGGCUAGGAAUGCAAAACUUGAAUUCUGUUAGACAGAACGGCAACCCCAGCACGUUUGGGGCCCCGGCUGCACAGUCCCGGAGCCUGCCGCCUCCACUCGCCCAGCCUCUGAACUCCUCGCAACCUAGCCCACGAGCUCAAGUGCCUGCCCCGCCGGUGCCGUCCCCUCAGGUCCCCGUCUCUCUGUUAAAAUACGCACCAAAUAAUGGGGGGCUGAGCCCACUCUUCGGCCCGCAGCAGGUAGCCAUGUUGAACCAGCUCUCCCAGUUGAACCAGCUUUCCCAGAUCCCCCAGUUACAACGGCUGCUUGUCCAGCAGAGGAAGGCCCAGGCUCCGAGGAACCCGGGAGCCGCUGGGAGCCGUCAGCCGGAGCAGCAGAGCCGCUCCCUGGGUCUGCCGCAGCCUUGCCAGCUGGAUCCCAGCCUCCUCCUGAAGCAGCAGCAGCAGCAGCUCCAACCACCCGCCUUGAAAGCCUUUCUGGAGAGCGAGCUGCAGAAAGGGCCAACACAGAGCAGUCCCUUCGGCAACUUCCCUCUCGGGCUGAACUCCAAUUUGAAUGUAAACGUGGACCUGGGCAGUAUUAAAGAGCCACAGUCUCGGCUGAGGAAGUGGACGACGGUGGACAGUGUGGCUGCAAACGCCUCGCUGGAUCAAAAUGUCAGCAAAAAUGGUGCUAUUUCAGGCGGCUUCAGGUUGGAGGAAGCGCUGUUUGGCCCCUACGACUUCAUGAGCAGCAGUCAUUCGCCAGCCAGUCCUCCAGGCUCCAUUGGGGACGGCUGGCCACGUGCCAAAUCGCCACCCAACAGUUCUAGCAGUGUCACCUGGCCCCCAGAGUUCCGCCCUGGCGAGCCCUGGCAAGGUUACCCGAACAUCGACCCUGAAACCGACCCCUUCGUCACACCUGGCAGCGUCACAAACAAUCUGUCGAUUAACACUGUGAGGGAGGUUGACCACCUCAGGGACAGGAGCACCGGGUCAUCCUCAUCUCUGAACACCGCGCUGCCUUCGACUAGUGCCUGGUCCUCCGUUCGUGCCUCCAACUUCAAUGUUUCCCUCAGCAGUACAGCACAAAGCACUUCAGCCAGAAACAGUGACUCCAAAUCCACUUGGUCUCCGGCUUCCAUGAACAACACCUCUCUGGCUCAUGAGCUGUGGAAGGUCCCCCUGCCUGCCAAGGGCGGCGUCCCUGGCCCCACACGGCCCCCUCCAGGGCUGACUGGCCAGAAAUUCCCGCUGUCCACCUGGGACCACUCCCUGCGGUUGGGGGGCGGCUGGAGCACUUCCGAGGCCAGAUAUACCCCUGGUUCCCACUGGGCUGAGAGCAACUCAGGGAGACUAACCAGCUGCUGUCUCAUCCUGAAGAACCUCACGCCGCAGAUCGACGGCUCCACUCUGCGGACACUGUGCAUGCAGCACGGGCCUCUGACCACCUUCCACCUGAACCUGCCACAUGGCAACGCCUUGGUCCGCUACAGUUCAAAAGAAGAGGUAGUGAAGGCACAGAAAUCUCUUCACAUGUGUGUCUUGGGGAACACUACAAUCCUCGCCGAGUUUGCCAGUGAAGAGGAGAUCAGCCGCUUCUUUGCACAAGGCCAGUCUCUGACCCCCUCCCCCUCCUGGCAGUCCCUGGGCCCCGGCCAGAGCCGGCAGGGGUCUGUGGACGGCCCCCACGCCUUCCCGAACCGCAGCGACCCCAGUCACCACUGGAACGGUUCUGGGCUGCCGGGAGCCGGCGGUGGGGAGCUCCCGGGCGCGUCCCUCUGGAGCGGCCCCAACUAUUCCACCAGCCUGUGGGGCUCCCUGGGCAGCAGCGACGGCCGGGGGCUUGGCGGCCCCUCCCCGCUCAAUGCAUUCCUCUCUGUCGACCACCUGGGGGCGCGGGGGGGCAGCCCAUGUAACCCUCUGUCCUCCUUCAGCGAAUGAAACUGUGACCUCGGAAGCUGUGAGGAAGCAGCACUAGAAGUUCGACUCCCCGUUCACCCCCCUGCAUCCUUUGGCGGGCGGUGGGGGGGGGGGAUCACCUGUGGAAGCAGUUACUUUUGUGCACAUCCCCCCGUCCCCGUGUAUUUACCCCCAACGUGCCAGUUUGAAUACUUGAAUCAUGCAGGCCAAGUUUAUAAUGUGAAAAAAGUGAUGGAAAGUGAUGGGUGGGACCCCCCCCCCGAGGGCUUCUGUCCCUUUGAGAAGCCUCCCCAGAGCCCGCUCGCUCGGUGCCUGUGUGUGUCUCUGUUUUAGUUCUCCUUUGGACUGGCUCUUGUCGUGCGUGUGCUGAUCAUGUGGGCGUUAGAUCCUCCAUCGCCCCACACAGACCUAUCUGGCCUGCUUUGUGCCUGGCAGGGGUGGCUGUUGACCUGCAGCGUUCCCUGGCAGGGGGCUCCAUGGUGCCUUGAUGCCCCCCCCUCCCCAGCCAGAAUUGAGCACCAAACCAAGGAGGAAGAGGGAGGGCAAAGCUCGGCUCCAGGAGAGUCUGGCGGAGCAGCAUGGGAACCACACGGCACAGUGUGCGGCUGAGGCGUGCGGCCCGGCCCGGCCCGGCGUCCUGGGCGGGUUCUGCACUUUCCAUAGGCUUCUAGGUUUUUUAAUUUUUUUGUGGCGGGGGGAGGGGGAGGGAAAGGGCUCCUGUGCUGGGGCACUGCCUUGUUUACAGAAAUUGUGUGUCAUCCUUUUUUUGAGAAACAAUGUUUACUCUUCCAUCCUUUAAAAAUAUAUUUUUAAAAAACCACCAACAGAAGCAGGACAGAUCCAGAUGCUUUGCUCUCUCUUUCCCGCUCUCUCUCUGGGAAUCCCGAGUAGUUUUUGGCUGCCACGUUGUGUGCGUGUGUGCGUAUAUCUUCCCUCCCGACUCACAGAGCGUGGCUCUCAGGAAAACCAAGGUCCUUUGUACAACUCUGUAGUUCCUUAUAGGAAAAUAACGUUUAGCACUGAUCUUACGACUUACUCGGUGAAACUUUCUUCUGCCAAAAAUUGCAUCAAAUUGCUGGACUCGGCCUGCUGGAGGUGAGGUGGGGGUGGGGUGGGCGUAGCCUCUGAAUUUCUUCAUUCCUCCCUCCCCCAACCCCACCCUUGUGAGUGUGUUCAGUGUUUAACCUUCAAGCCGAACUGAGUAACUAUGCAGACUAUAACUGAGGCCCUGGGCUUACAAAAAAUUUCUUGUAAUUUUAAAUGUUUAAAAAGUCCUUGCAACUGCUUUUCUUGUGAAAGUGUUAAAAUCAUCAUCCCCCCCCCCCUUCUGCCACAAAUGGUAUUAUAUUACUUGUUGCUUGUUUAGCCGGGAAGACGGAAGAAAGACUAAACAAGGAUAAAAAAAUGUUAACUGUGCUGACAAAUUCAUUUCAUUGCCUUGAUUCUUAGCUGUUGUGUCUGAAGAUGCUAAAGAAGUCAGUGGCUUUUUAACUGUUUACAAACAGGGGUGAUUGUAAAAUGUACAGUCGGGUUUUGUGUUUGGAAUUAUGAAGUUUCUCCAGCUAUUAAUAAAUUGUGACACUCUGGGCUGCUUACCAUAGAA
Sphaerodactylus townsendi is the source of this 7491-nucleotide messenger RNA. RefSeq names its product trinucleotide repeat containing adaptor 6A (gene TNRC6A). Gene Ontology annotation, biological process: miRNA-mediated post-transcriptional gene silencing; positive regulation of nuclear-transcribed mRNA poly(A) tail shortening. Gene Ontology annotation, molecular function: RNA binding. Lineage: Eukaryota; Metazoa; Chordata; Lepidosauria; Squamata; Sphaerodactylidae. Gene Ontology annotation, cellular component: nucleoplasm; P-body. The record is from RefSeq and is a predicted model, not a curated record.